CUUUCCCGCUCCGCGCGGCUGCCUCAGCGCCCGCCCCUCCCCCUUCCUCCUAGGCCGGGCUGUUGCUGCCGCUGACCUGGCUGGCUGAUUUUAUGGUGGGUUACCUGGCUACAGAAGUGCUUGGAAAGUGCAGCAGAAAAUCUUGUGAAGAUACCAUUCAACAGUGAGGAAACAUCAUCAGGGAACUGUAGUUUACUCUAAAUAGUAUAAUACUUUCUUUGCAACCAAAAGAGUUGGGAACCCAUUUGUUUACACUCCUGUGAAGCAUCUAGCUGCAUGACUAAACACUUGCAUGUCUGAAUCAAGAAGAACUCAACAUGAAUAUAAGCCAAACAUCCUUCCCAAUACCAACUGGAUGGUCCCAAGCUUAUCAUUUCGGAAUGGAAACACAGUCACCAAAAGGAAGCCGGUUAUUUAUGCAUACUAAGAGGAAUUUCCAGAUAAGUUGAGAGGAGACUGUGGAUGUGCAGCCACAAUUCUGAAUAUGUAACCCCUCUUGGAGACUGUCAUGUCGCACAGACACAGUGAGCAUGAGUAAACAAUCCUUGGAUAAUCCAUGAAGAGUCACAGUAUAUUAUCUGAACCUGGUCAGUGACUUGCUCAAGGCACUUAGUGAGUUUCAUACCUGCAAAUUACUUGACCCCAAGUCACCACUGUUGGAAAGAAUCAUAUGAUAAACCUCAGUCUAUACCUGAAAUGUCCCAAAGACUGUGGAGCAUUCUGCUAAAUGUUUCACUUUCAUUUUUACUGCUUGCCUCUCCCUCUUCCUGCUUAGCUUCUUGAGCAGAUCUAUUCCACUCCCAACAUUCUUCUUCUAGUCAUUGGAUUUUUUUGACACUUGGCACUUAAGAGAUCUUUUGCAUAUAAUACAAUUAAAGACAGGAUGCCUCUUAUCCUGACCAAAGUUAUUGAUACUCUACAUCGUCAUAAAAAUGAAUUCUUUGAAGAAUAUGGAGAAAAAGGUAUUGAAGCAGAGAAGAAAGCUAUAGCUUAUCUCUCCAAAUUACGGAAUGAGCUGCAGACAGACAAACCAUUGAUUGCAAUGAAUGAUAAUCUCCCCGAUAUCACUCUGUGGAACCAGUACCUUGAAUAUCAUCAAAAUUUAUCAAAUCAACCACCAAGUUGGUUUCAAUCUCCUUGGUUAUAUACAGAGUGUUAUAUGUAUCGUAGAAUCCAUGAAGCAAUUGUUCUACAUCCACCUAUCGGUGACUUCGAUGUAUUUAAAGAAGAAAAGGUUCAUGCUUUCUUUAACUCUCAGCAAGCUAUUAUUGUUUUAAGUACUUACCUGCAAGAGCUAUUGAAGAAUAUAAAGGACCUAGAUGACAAAUGUCUGAAGGAAGAAUUUUUUAAGCUGAUUCAGGUUUCACUGUGGGGCAAUAAGUGUGACUUGUCAAUUUCAGGAGGAGCAGAUAAUUCUCAGAAAGCUGACCCCUUACAAGCACUGCAAGAGCUAAAAUCUUUUGUCUUGGUGGAUCAUACAGAAAAACUCUGGUCACUGCUUAUAAAUAAAAAGAAGAUGGAUAGAGAGGCAGCAACUAGACUUGACAUAGUCCUGGAUAAUGCUGGUUUUGAACUUGCUGCUGACCUUGUAUUGGCUGACUUUUUGUUAUCCUCAAAAUUGGUUACCGAAAUUCACUUCCAUGGAAAAAGUAUUCCUUGGUAUGUGUCAGAUACUACAAAGCGUGACAUAAAUUGGACGAUUACACAAAUGCAGUCAGCUAAUAACAAGUGGAUGUCUAGAUGCGGUGUCUCCUGGGAGAGUUAUAUGAAAAACGGUACUUGGGUUUAUCAUGAUCAUUUGUUCUGGACUUUGCCACAUGAAUUUUCUUGCAUGGCUCAGGUUACUCCUGAUUUGUAUGCUGAAUUACAGAAAUCAGAUUUAAUUAUUUUUAAAGGUGAUCUAAAUUAUAGAAAGUUAUUAGGUGACCGUAAAUGGGAAUUUACGGUGCCAUUCCAUCAAGCCUUGAACAAUUUUCACCCUGCACCUCUCUGCAGCUUAAGAACGCUAAAAUGUGAUAUUCAGGUUGGGUUGAAACCUGGGCAAGGUGAGCAGCUUACCAAUACUGAACCUGAAUGGAUGAUCACUGGGAAAUAUGGAAUAAUUCAGUUUGAUGCUGCUGCAUGAUUGACUUGCCAGGUAUGAUGCAAUGAGGCGCUAUGCAAAUCUGUUAUUGAUGGUCUAGGGUCAAAGAACACUGGCUUUCAAUAUGCAUGUUCUCUUCCAUGAAUCUUGCUGCUAUUCUUAAAGUAGUGUGCAGUUGUGAUAUACUUUACAAACUUUUCUGGUAUUCCUAGAAUAUCAAAAACACAAGAUUAAGCAAAAAGAUUAAAGAUUAAACUUUCCUUUCUUGAUUAUUUUAAUUUGUAAAUAAUGAAGGCUGGGCCAAGGGCCCAGUAAAAGCUGCUUCAAUACUAAUGAACAUGACCUCCAUGCUGUUUGAACAUAAAUCUCAAGACAAAGUAUUGCACUCAUGGAUAACACUUUUGCAUUUCUGUCAGAAAAGUCUUAAUUUAAAGCUGUUUGAGCUUAAGUCAUCUUUGAAUGAAAUUACGUUAAAUAAAUUCAUUCAAGUUGUAUAUGUGAAAA
This is a messenger RNA of Varanus komodoensis (Komodo dragon), 2587 nucleotides long. It is a transcript of the gene DCPH1, whose product is annotated as acidic residue methyltransferase 1. Gene Ontology annotation, biological process: DNA damage response. Gene Ontology annotation, molecular function: phosphatase activity. NCBI's taxonomy places the organism in Eukaryota, Metazoa, Chordata, Lepidosauria, Squamata, Varanidae. The transcript is spliced from 9 exons. Bases 884 to 2125 code for a protein of 413 amino acids. The record is from RefSeq and is a predicted model, not a curated record. Gene Ontology annotation, cellular component: nucleus; cytoplasm.